Molecule: messenger RNA, 2661 nt
Organism: Mauremys reevesii (Reeves's turtle)
Lineage: Eukaryota; Metazoa; Chordata; Testudines; Geoemydidae
Product: NACHT, LRR and PYD domains-containing protein 1-like
Exons: 21
Coding region: 1-2469 (822 amino acids)
Biological process (GO): regulation of apoptotic process; inflammatory response; innate immune response
Cellular component (GO): canonical inflammasome complex
Source: RefSeq, a predicted model, not a curated record
AUGAACACCAAGCUGGAGCAGCCACACCUGGAGAUCUACAGCCGGCAUAUGCAGGCCUCAGUGAAAGCAGGACUGGCCACAGAGAAGACUGGCAACCCACUGCUCCAGGGGACAGAAGACCCCCGGGAGAGACCUGAGGAAGAGCUGCCUGACCAUGAGCUUGUGAACCAGACCCCAACAGUGAUGGAGCAUCGCCAGCAGAAACUGGUGCCAUUUACUGGCCACAUUCACAGAUUCCUGACUCUCUCUGCUAUCCAGGCCCGUGUGAUCAGCUUUGUCCGAGGAGCCAGCAUGGAGAGGCCGAGGAGAGAUCUCCUGCUGGAGACGCUGGAGCAGCUGGAGGAGGAGAAGCUCUGGACAUUCAAGGACAAACUGAGUGAAAUCGAGCUGAAGGAAGGAUACGGACGCAUCCCAUUAGCGAGACUAACACAUGUGGAUCCCCCAGCCCUCGCCGACCUGUUGCUCAGCUCCUACGGGGAGGACUAUGGCAUGGAGGUGGCUGCAGAGGCUCUGAGAGCCGUCAGCCAGGGAGACCUGGCAGAGAGACUCGUUGUCCCACCGAGAGCUGGGGGACUCAACCGAGAUGUAGGCUCCAUUGUGCUAGGCACUGCCCUUACACAGAGUAAUGCCUCGGCCACGCUGCAGCGGCACAGCCAUGGUCCUGCAGCUGUGCUGCUCCAGCGCCAGAGUGUAGCCACUGCCUGCAUCGGCAUAAAGGGCUUUCCUGUCGCUAUAGUUACUCUGUCUCUGAGAGACAGUAGCUACACCCUGUUCAUGUUUGAGGAACAGCCGGUGUGGACUUUGCCAUUGCUGUCUGUCCGCAGAGUCAGCAGCCAGUGCGACAUCAAGGAACAGCUGGUGGAGGAAUUUGAUUUGCUGCCACCCCUCAGCCACAGCACCCUGUUCAUGUUUGAGGAACAGCCGGUGUGGACUUUGCCAUUGCUGUCUGUCCGCAGAGUCAAGUGGGUGAAAUCUAAAUUUCCAUGGGGAUUGCGAUCGCUCGAUGGAGGCCUUUACCCUUCUUUCCUCGUGAGAGCAGGAGAAUCGUCAACACCACAGUUAAGCGAAUACGAUGAUGAAGAGCCACCAGGAGACACGGACAGUUCCCAGGCUGCUGCACUGGAAGAAUCAGGAGGAGGAGAAGGUGGCCAGCGGCAGUGCCAGCAGUUCCUCUGUGUCUCGGUUGACCAGCAGCUCUGGCAAGUCCUUGAAAUCACCAGUGAGAAGGUGCAACCUCUUUCCACGGCUCCCACAGCGGAAGGAGCCACAGGAGGAGUAGAGGUGAACAUCAGAGAAGAUUCCACAGCAGGUCAAGGAAGAAAGGACAAAUGCAAAUUAUGUCCAACAGAGGAGGAUCCUCCACAAGAAAUGAUCCCAGAGAUUGUCCAGGGCCCAGAUGGGAACCAGGAGACAUACAGGGUUCACCUCCCCAGGGCAGGCUCGUUCCGUUGCUCUGAAACCGAAUUGGGAUUUGAGGUGAGUGCAGCCGUGACCGUCCAAUACAGAUACGACUCCUGGGAUCAGCAUCUGAGAGAAUGGAGCACCCCUGAAUGGUUGGUGAUUGGCCCUUUGUUCAACAUCCAGGCAGAACCGGCCACGGCCGUGGCAGCCGUUCACCUCCCGCACGUCCUGUGCCUGGCAGGGGGACAGGCUGACAUUUCUCAGAUGCGAAUUGCCCAUGUCACUGAUGUGGGGAUGACCCUGGAGGAGCCAACGGGGGUGAGGCCGUUCCACGCUGUGCUGGAGAACCCCAGCUUCUCCCUGUAUGGAGUUAUUUUUAUCUGUUCGAGUUGCCUGCGAAUUCCAGUCCACUCCCUGGUGCUGAUCUACCAGGCAGUCCGGCUUGCAGACACAACCCUCCACCUCUACCUGAUCCCCAGUGACCGCUCGCUAGAGAAGGCAAUCGGAAAACACGAGGAGAAGCGCCAGUCAGUUUCUGUGGACAAAUCGCCUCAAACCAAUGGGCCCCUGUACUUUGGCACUGAUUAUACGGUGUGCUGCUCUCCAGAGGCAGCGAUAACACCCAAAAAACUGACAUUUUCCUAUACAAGCCGGAAGAAUCGGCAGCCUUUCAUUGAAGUUUACAUCGAGGAGAUGAAGACGAGUGUGCAGCUCAGCGUGACAGAGAGCUCGUCUGAUGACACUUGCUGGGAGGCCACACUGAGACCAGGGGAUGUUAAACGUGCAGACCCAGCAGCAGAACAACACACAGAGGACUGUUUUGUUGACCGGUACAGAGAACAGCUGAUCCAGCGGGUGACGGCAGUGGAUUGCAUCCUGGAUAAAUUGCAUGGCUCUGUUCUAAGUGGAGAGCAAUAUCAGUGGGUGAGAUCUGGGAGCACCAACCCAGAGAAGAUGCGGAAGCUGUAUGAACUAGUGCCGAGCUGGGACACGGCAUGCAAGAACCAGUUAUAUCAGGAGCUGAAGGCCACACAUCGACACCUCGUUGAUGAGCUAGAGGGGAAAUAGUGGGGAGUACCCAGAAGCCAUUGCUACCAGCCAUCCUGGAAGCUAUUCCUGCGUCUCCUGAUUCCAAAGAGUUUCCUGGACAGUUGACAGCUGAUGGACAAUGAUACAAAAUAAAACCUACUAGAUGACUCUGGUUUAAUGCUAACCAGCAGAUGGCGGACUGGGAGCUCUUUGGCGUAGCUCGUCUGAUUU